UUAUAUUUAUAGUAAAAUCAUACGACACGCAAACGAACCAAACAAUGACUCACAAUCAAAGAUUCAAGAGUCAUAAAUUCCUCUUUCACGUUCAAUGAUCGUUCAAUUUUGCUCGGCCUUCCCUACCCGGUGCUCCCAUCGCCCAUGUCAAGCUCUAGCAGAUUUUCAUUCAGUUUUUCAAAUUCGGAGUGUCAUUGUGAACGUCAGUCGUGUUGUCAGUUUGAAUUUUAUUUUGUGAAUAUUGAAUAUUAAAUUUUAAAUUAAAUACAAUCAAACCAGAUUUAUUUCAAUUUUUCAAGUUAUAAAAAAUACCCAGAACAUGAGUGAGAAUAAGGAACAUAAAAAGGAAAUACGCGUGUGGUGUGAUGGAUGUUAUGAUAUGGUCCACUUUGGUCAUGCCAAUUCCCUAAGACAAGCCAAAGCUCUUGGUGAUGUCCUAAUAGUAGGUGUACACACAGAUGCCGAAAUUUCAAAACAUAAGGGUCCGCCAGUAUUUACGCAAGAGGAGAGAUACAAAAUGGUUCGUGCAAUAAAGUGGGUGGACCAAGUGGUGGAGGGAGCACCCUAUGUCACAACACUAGAAACAUUAGACAAAUACCAGUGUGAUUUUUGUGUGCAUGGAGAUGAUAUCACAGUCACAGCAGAUGGAAUUGAUACAUAUCACUUAGUGAAAGAGGCUGGGAGAUACAAAGAAGUAAUGCGAACAGCCGGUGUGUCUACUACAGAUCUAGUGGGAAGGAUGCUGCUACUCACUCGCGAGCAUUUCAAGAGAGGUGACAAAGAAUACACAGUAGCUCUAGAGCACUCGUCAAACCUCGGGACGGACUCAACCGCCCGGUCGCCAUACACUGGCUGCUCACAGUUCCUGCCUACUACACAGAAGAUUAUACAGUUCAGCAGUGGUCUCUCACCUAAACCUACCGAUAGAGUGGUCUACGUAGCGGGAGCGUUCGAUCUAUUCCACGUGGGGCAUUUGGAUUUCCUGGAGGCGGCGCACGGGCAAGGCGACUUCCUGAUCGUGGGUCUGCAUACAGACCUCGAAGUGAACCGCUACAAAGGAUCUAAUUAUCCCAUCAUGAACCUUCACGAACGGGUGCUCUCUGUGCUUGCCUGCAAGUACGUUCACGAAGUAGUGAUCGGCGCACCUUACAGUGUGACAGCAGAUCUGAUGGAUCACUUCAAAGUGCAAGUAGUAUGUCACGGCGUCACGCAGAUCCCGCUGGACAGAGAUGGUUCAGACCCAUACAAAGUUCCCAAACAACGAGGUUGUUUUAAGACACUGAAUUCUGGCAACACUAUGACCACAGAGGAUAUAGUACAACGAAUAAUUCGCCACAGACUUGAAUUCGAAGAGCGAAAUUCGCGCAAAGAGAAAAAGGAAGUCGCCGCAAUGAAAUCAGUGCAGAAGGAGCAUAUCAAACAAAAUGGUAACUGUGAAGGUGUUAAGGGGUAUGCGGCUUAAAGUCGAAUUUGUAUUUUAAUUUAAAUUUUAAAACAAUAUUAUAAAACGACAGAGUAAUGGAAAAAUAUGGAUGAAGAAAACUGUCAAUAAAAUCAAUAAAUAUCAAGCCAGGCCCAGUAUGACUUUUAUAGUUUUCGAAAACGUAAUUCGAUAACGAGUUCAUCUACAUCCAGCGGCAGCGCCGUAGUGAAAACUUUGUGAAUUAAAAAUUGGUUAUAAUGAAGAUGCACGAUUUUAAAACUAGGUGCUUUAGAUUAAUUACUCUUGAAAACAAUAAAAGUUUUCCAGAUUAUACUUAACUUGUACUAGUGUUGUGCGAAUGUCAUAAUAUUAUAGAUAAUGAAUAAUAAUACACAAUUAUUACAAGGAUUCAGGUGAUUCAGGUGAUGACGAGUAGCGUCGCAUAUGCAUUAAGAUGCAUUGUCACUGAAGCAAAGCUGAGCGAGAACGUGUCGAGUCUUUGACUAUUGAAUACGUUUCCGCUCCGCGUCAGUGGAAACACACCUUAAAACAGGUAUCUGCGAGAAAUAUCUUCAAAAAUCUUGGCGUCACUUAUGCAUAGUAUGCUAGACCAUUUAUUUUUUAAUUGACUUUUCUUUCGUCUAAUGAAGGUUCGUUCCACUGAAGCGGAGCUGAACAAAGCUGAGCAGAAACGUUUUCGACAAAUCAGAUUAUUGAGAGGUGGUUUGAUACGUGAUAAAAUUAUCAGGUCAUCUAACAACUUGGUCAGAUUGACAUCUAACAAACAGAUUGGUCUAUUGAACGCAUUUCCGCUCUGCUUCGCUUCAGUUGAAAUGCACCCUGUCUAACUUUUUCCUUACACAUACGUCUGUACAUAAAUUAUAUUAAAAAUCUUGUCACAGUAUGUACAGUACAUGUUUGUACAUGUUACUCUUAAAUGUUAUAAAUAUUAUAGUGAAUUAUAUAUUAAAAUUUACCUUUGAGAUUUCGGUUGUAACAAAACGUUGAUGCUAUCAAAAAUACUUCAGAUUUUCGGAUUCUCUUACCUAUGCGUUAUAUUUGAAUCGUGAUUUAGAUGUUUUGUAUACAAGGAACCAAAAGCUUAAUUUGCUAUAAUCCACUUAACCAGACAAAGCAUUCAACGUACUGGAGUAUCCUCAAUGCCUAAUUACAAAGAACUCUUUGCAAUUAGGCAUUGUAAGGUCUACAUCUCCUGAGGAUGCCUCAGGAGGCUCUCCGGUGUCGGGGCGAAACGUACGUCGAGUGGUUUGUCUGGUUUAGCGGAUUAUAUCAAACUAGCGA
Maniola jurtina (meadow brown) is the source of this 2725-nucleotide messenger RNA. RefSeq names its product ethanolamine-phosphate cytidylyltransferase (gene Pect). Gene Ontology annotation, biological process: phosphatidylethanolamine biosynthetic process. NCBI's taxonomy places the organism in Eukaryota, Metazoa, Arthropoda, Insecta, Lepidoptera, Nymphalidae. The coding region runs from base 320 to 1462 and encodes 380 amino acids. The transcript is spliced from 8 exons. The record is from RefSeq and is a predicted model, not a curated record. Gene Ontology annotation, molecular function: ethanolamine-phosphate cytidylyltransferase activity. Gene Ontology annotation, cellular component: cytoplasm.